Argiope bruennichi is the source of this 3124-nucleotide messenger RNA. It is a transcript of the gene casp, whose product is annotated as FAS-associated factor 1-like. Gene Ontology annotation, cellular component: nucleus; endoplasmic reticulum. The transcript is spliced from 18 exons. Gene Ontology annotation, molecular function: ubiquitin binding. NCBI's taxonomy places the organism in Eukaryota, Metazoa, Arthropoda, Arachnida, Araneae, Araneidae. Bases 126 to 2135 code for a protein of 669 amino acids. The record is from RefSeq and is a predicted model, not a curated record.
GUUCUUUGUAGAUGUCGCUAUAGUUUAGGUAAAUCAACUGUAAUGCAGACUGCUCGUCUUGUGUCAUCUGAGAAAUAACCAAUUAAAAAUUGAUUUUAUUCUCUUUCCAAUUUAAUUAAUGAACAAUGGAAGAAAACAAAAUGCAAAUUUUAGCAGACUUUCAGUCUUGUACUGGGAUUGAAGAUGUUGGAGAAUGUAUUAUGUACUUGGAAGCUACCAACUGGAACUUAUUGGAUGCUAUCAAUUCUUUUAUGCCGGAAGAGUCCCAAACAUUGCCAUCUGAAAGAGAAGCUGAACUUCCAAUGGAGAUAGUAGAGGGUGCAAGUGGCAUUGCACCACCACCGCCACCACCACCAUUACUAAUUGAAGAAGAAAUACAGAGUACAAGCAGGAAUACCAAAUCUCCUCAUUCUGUACCAAUACCUGUGGAUGAAGUUCAGUUAGCCGCACGGCUGUUAAAUUUUUCAGUUCAGUAUAAAGAAAAUAUGGUCCCCCUUGAAGUACCUGAUUCAGAAACAGUGGCUGCAAUUAAAACAGCUUUACAUUCUGAAUUGGGAGUUCCACCUUGUCGGCAGGAACUUUGUGGUUGGAAGCAAAAUCACAUUAAUGGCUAUGAAACUCAUAUCACAGAUGAUACAGUAUUGUCGUCUUUACAAUUACCUCAGCGUACACAUUUAUUCCUCGUUGCGCCAGACCAUGUUAAUCUAACUCCAGUAGAAGGGAUAAACUUCAGUAAUCGUAUGAAUAAAAACUACAAACUUCACAUAAUUGAUACUACAAAUAAUAAAGAUUACACUCUUCAGUUCCCUGGGUCCAAGACAGUUUUAGAUGUCAAGUUAGGUUUGCGUGAUGUAACAAACAUUCCUGUUCGGUUCCAGCAUUGGGUUGGCUGGCCUGAUUCUUUAAAAGAUGAAAAUACAAAACUUGCAGCCCUGGAUCUGCCAGACACAGUACUGGAAUUGAUAUUGAGUAGAGAAGAGGGGGCUCCUAAAUCCAAGAAACAGUUGGUUGUUGACCUUGCAUCCAGUGAAAGUGAUAAUGACUUUGAAGAUGCUGCAGAUUGCUUUGGUGUUGAUGAUGAUAUGUUUCAAGCAAGUUCAUCUAAAAGAAUACAACCUCUUAUGCCUGAAGAUGUAAGUGAUGAAGUGGUUGCUAUUUCUAGUUUUGAAAAAGAAUUUGAAAACAGGUAUGGCGCUUGCCAUCCAUCUUUCCAAGGCACACUAGCUGAUGCACUUCAAGCAGCAUGCUAUCAACCUGCAAAAGAGAGGCGUCCAUUAGCAAUAUAUUUGCAUCAUGAUGCAAGUGUCUUGACUAAUGUUUUCUGCACACAGCUUUUAUGCUCUGAAACAGUUGUUAGUUACCUUACAUUAAAUUUCGUUACUUGGGCUUGGGAUCUGACCUUUGAAUCCAAUAAAACAUUUUUACUGGCUAUACUGUCUCAGCAUUUGGGCAUGGGAGCAGCACACACAGUGAAAAAUCUGGGUUUAAAUAGUUUACCUGCAUUUAUAAUUGUAACCAAAGUGAGAUCUACUCCAGAAAUUUUAACUGUGAUUCCUGGUAAUGUUGGCUUAGAUGAUCUCAUGACUCGAUUAAUUAAUGCUGUUGAGGUUUUUAAUAGUGAAAUCCAGUCGGAAAUUUGGGAAGAAAGUGAACGAGAAGCUCGAGAAAUGGUUAAACGAGAACAGGAUCUUGCAUAUGAAGCAUCUCUUCUUGCUGAUAGAGCAAAGGAAGAAGCUCGAAGACAAGAAUUUGAAGAAAAAAUGAAGCAAGAAGAAGAAAAAUUAAUGAAAGAAGAACAGCUAGAACAGAUUAGACAACAUGAAGAAGCUAUAAAGGAUGCUGUGAGGAAAUCUUUAGCUGAACAGUUACCACCAGAGCCACCCUCCGAUAGCACUCAACCUGUGAGCCACAUUCGAGUGAGGGUACCAAAUGGGGGUACCAUUGGCCGCAGUUUUACAGCAGACACACCAUUAUCUCUGUUAUUAAUGUACAUUGCAUCUGAAGGUUAUCCUUCUGAACAAUAUAAAGUACUUGCUAGUUGGCCUCGCAUUGAUCUCACCACCACAGAUGAAACUAAGACACUAGAAGAAUUAAAACUAUAUCCUAAAGAAACACUCACAUUGGAAGAGAGAUGAACUUAUUUCUAAUAUAUCACUAAUAUUUGCUUGUUUCGUACCUUGUAUGAAAUGAGAAGUGCGGCUACACAACCAUAGCUACUUGCUGCAAAAUUAAGUUCUACCUGUGAUACCCACGGCGACAUUAAAAAAAAAUUUGUUGCUGUAUUCUCUCAGUCACAUUGAUUGGUUUCUAAAUUUUAGUUCAUAAAUUGCUCACUAAAACUGGCGAAAUAGAUAAGUAAUUUUUGUUUUCAUUUUGUAAACUAAUUUAUAUUUUCUGUAAAAAAAAUAUCUAUUUUAUUCUCCAUUGUGAAAUAUUAAUGAUUUUUAUAGUUCUGCUCAUUAUGUACAGGAUAAUUAGCAGCCAUCUGAAGAAAGAGUAGACUUCAUUUUUAAGUUAAGAACAUAAUGGCUAACUUUCUUACACUCAUUUUGUAAUAUGUGUAUAAAAUAUACAGCUACUGUAGAAAUAAAAUAUAGGAAUAAAAAUAAAAAAUGAUCUGUACAGAAACAUGUUUUCUUGCAUUUGCAAACCAUUAUUUAUGUAUAGCAGUUAACUACUACUACAGUUAACUUAAAUAUGUACUCCUUUUGUUUAAAAAUGCUUAAUUUUUAUGACUAUGUUAAUGACCAUUAUCAAAUAACUAUCAUUAUUUCUUCUAGGAAACUAUUCCAUUCCAUUAUUAUAAGACUUUAAGAAAAUAACAGUAAUUUACACAUUGACAAUCUAAUGACAGAUUUAGAUAUUUAGGUAUCUAUGCACUUUAUGCGGCUCCUAUUUUAAUAAACUGCUCAAUUUAUUUACAUAUUUUUACUUCCUCAUAUGCAAAGCGUAGAGAAAGUUUUGUAAUCAUCAAAAAAUACAAACUUGAGAUUUUGACAAAUCCAGGUUUUAGGCCUUCGUAAGUUCGAAAGAAAUAUUUUUGGCAUUAUUAUCCUAGGUCUGUGUCACAGAUAACUCAAAAAUGCUUUAAGUGAGAUGAAUAAAAUUUAGUACAUAAUUUUUA